Cuscuta europaea is the source of this 3541-nucleotide messenger RNA. Lineage: Eukaryota; Viridiplantae; Streptophyta; Magnoliopsida; Solanales; Convolvulaceae. The record is from the annotation of a GenBank genome assembly.
UCUUUUCUUUCACUUCCUCCCUACGUCUCUAUCUUCUCAAUUUCUCUCCACCAUCCAAUUUCGCCGCCCGUCGUGUAUCAAGCCACAUGAUUUUGCCGAAGGCGUCCAGCAGCAACACCGUAUGCAAGUAGCUUAUCUGUACUCACCGAUACAUCCCUGCCGUUUCUUCUCCUCUUUCACACAUAAUCUUUUGAUCAACCAGUAUCAUUCAUCUAUAGCUCCUUUCGUCAAUUCCAUUACCCACGAAGAUAUGGAUAUGGCACUCCAUCUAGAUUUUUCAUCUUUAUGAGGAGAAGCUCACUAAUAAAACCAGAGCAUCAUUGAUUCAAUUUUAUACUUCUGCUAGAGAGUGGUAGUUAAGAGUCCUAACAAUGUUUAGAAAAAUCCAUUGAUGGCGGAGUUUCUACAGUAUAUGUCAUCGAUCGCGUCGACAAAAUCCCAGCGGCAACACUCACACGGAUCUUUUCACACGGAGCUUAAACGGUAUAUAUAUGUGAAUUUGAUAAGUCGUUCCUUUUGUAAUGAAGAAAGUUGCUCAAAAACUCGACAUUCAGAUAUACAAUGCUGGUGGUAGGAAUUACCGUCUACCGCCCCGUAACCUUAAAUGCCUUACGUUGAGUAAAAAAUGUAAAACAAAAUUGCAUCUUUUACUUCUUUUUACAGAAAUUCCCACAUGUGUUUUUAGUAUUGAAUUUACCUUCAUUAGUCAUUUUGAGUAGUUCACCAUUUCUUUUGUUUUCUGCCUUACAUCAUAUUAAAGUUUUAUCAACAUUCUUAUCACUUUUUUAUUUUUAUUUUUCGGUAUCAUCUCCUUUUCUCUGUGUUCUCCUUUGCAUCAUAUUAAAGUUUUAUCACCAAUUCACAUAUUGUUUUUUACUAUCUAUUGUGCUUCAAAUUAUCAUCAUAGUAUAAAAAAUCCAUCUUCUUAUCUACAACAUUUUUACAUACAACAUUUUUUACCUAGAACAUUUUUAUCAUAUAAUUUUGAAAUUCUGUUUCAAAGUAUCAUAUUUACAUGCUUCACCUCUUUUAUUUUGUCAAGUUUAAGAGUGUUAAAAUGGUAAGUAUAUUGUACAAUAAAAGAAACAUUUUUUUGUUAAAUAAAUACUUUAAAAAUGGUAAGUAUGCUCUACCUUAUACAAAACGUUUAUUUAAAUAAAAUAAAAACUUAAGAAUAGCAAGUAUAUUCACCAUAUAAUAAUCCGGGACUCAGAACCUAGAAGGAAACACUUUUGUAAGGGAACGUGCAAUCCUAUAUAUACAUGGGAUAAAUCUACCUUCUAUUUUUAGACUCAUAUAAUAAAUCUGUUUAGUUAAUAAAAGCCUUAUUUCAUUUUUAUAUUUAUUAAGAGUCCCAACUAUAUGAAUGGUAAGAAUCUACCUUCUAUUUUAGACUCAUAUCAUAUAAUAAAUCUGUUUAGUUAAUAAAGCCUUAUUUCGUUUCGAUAUUUAUUAAGAGUUCCAGCUGCAUGAAUGGUAAGAAUCUUAUAAUAUUAUUAUAUACAUACAUAUAUAAAAUCGUGCACUUAAUUACAUGUAUCAUUAAUAACCCUAACUAUAUAAGGAAAUGUGCAUCUUCUAAAUUACAGAAUGAAUCAUUGAGAUUCAUAUUUAAGGGUCCAGAUAUAGUUACACACCAGCACCAAACGACCUUCUAUUAUAUAUACACGCACAUACCAUAAACUUAGAAAGGACUCGAGCAUCUUAGUGUUUGAAGGCAGAGGUUUCAACAGGUAUGUCAUUUAACCUUUUAUAGUUCAAUCAUCUUUCACCAUUAAAUACUUUUAUAGUUCAAUCAUCUUUCACCAUUAAAUCAAUGACCUUCAUUCUGAUAAAAUCCUUCGUGAACUUACAUCAUAUGAUACAUUUGUUUAGUUGUUAAUAAUAAUUAUUAUAAUAGUUAACGUGCCCGUAUGUAUGUAUUCACAAUAACUUUUAUUCACUUUUAUGUGUACACUUAGUGGCAUUCUAACAUCAAUUUGGAAUAAGUGACAAAAUAUACCAUUACUUUAACAUUUAUUCAGUUUUGCCGAAGGAAUAUAUUAACAUUUAUUCAGUUUUGAACUUUCCAUUGGUUCCAAACUAAAACUUUUGUUAUUACGUUUUUUCUUCUCUUAUUGGGCCAUGAUGAUUUUAAAACAUACUAAUGGCACAGUGAACUCUUGAGUUUGAAAUGCACUGCAAUUUUUUCUUUCUCGAUGCAUAUCAAGUAUUUUGUAACCUGUUUGCUUGCCUUUCACUUCAAUUAUUCCAUCAUUUAUGUAUGCUGUAAAAUUUGUGUUGUAAAAAGUGUAACAUUUGAAUUACUUUCAUGUUGCUGCAGAACAGCUCAGAGGAAAAGACAUAUUUCAGUUCAGAUUCAGCGUGUUCCUCAACCUCAUACAAUGAGCUCCUUCAGGAAAUUCAUUCUCCCGAAUUCCUUAACGGCAUAAAAUGUUCUGGUGUUCCAAGUCACGAGUUGAAGCUAAAAGUUGGUGUACCGGUGAUGCUCAUGAGGAAUAUAGAUCAUUCGGCCGGCUUGUGUAAUGGUACCCGACUUUUAGUGACAAAACUUGGUGAACAUAUUAUUGAGGCACAGAUGAUGUAUGGAACUAAUGCAGGUGAGAAAUUCCUUAUCCCAAGGAUUAGUCUAACCUCGACAGAUGUGACGCUACCUUUCACAUUCAUGCGUAGGGGUGGACCGGUUCCCGUUCGGGCCUGGGCCCGGCCGCGCCUCGGUUCAUGAAAGGGGAGGCCCGGAACCGGCCCGGGUAACCCCGGGUCCGGUCCAGGCCGAGUCGGGCCUCAAUUCUAUAGUUUUUUUUGGCUUUUCCUAAUUAACUCCCAACCCUCCCCUCUCACCCCAAACCACCCCAAACCACCUCAAAUGGCCCAUCAUACCCAGCCCAACCCAAAAACUUAAAAAAAUUAAAAAAAAACAAAAAAAAAAUUUGGCCCGGACCGGGCCCGAACCGGCCGGGCCGGUUCACGAAUUAGGAGGCCCGGGACCGGCCCGCCUACCUCACCGGGCCGGGUGGCCCGAACCGGGCACCAACCGGUUCACCGGGCCCGCACAGUAGUGGGCCGGUCCGGUUCCGGGCCAGUUGGCCUGGCCCGAGUCCACUCCUAUAGGCAAUUUCCUUGAUGGUUAGGGGUUAGCUAUGUAAUGACGAUGAACAAGAGCCAAGGACAAUCGUUAGAGAAUGUGGGCGUUUUUCUACGACGUCCAGUUUUUACACAUGGGUAGUUAUAUGUUGCAGUUUUGAAGGUGAUGAGUUUGUCUGGAUUGAAGUUCGUGAUAUGCGACGAUGAGAGAAAUCGAAAAAAGACCGCAAAAAAUGUUGUCUACAAAGAAGGGUUCAAUAAUUUGCAAAAUUGUAUGCUUAUUAAACUCCAAAUAUUUUUUUUAUUAUGUAUUUAGUAGUGGUUACUCUCAUUCCCGAGAUGAAUUAUAAUAUAAUCUUUAAUAUGAUUUAGAGGUAAAAUGAUUUUUUUAUAUUUAUAAUAUUUGUAUCUUACACCCCGUGCAACGCACGGGUGGAAUACUAGUAUUCACGUAAAA